Sitodiplosis mosellana (orange wheat blossom midge) is the source of this 4251-nucleotide messenger RNA. It is a transcript of the gene eas, whose product is annotated as ethanolamine kinase. Lineage: Eukaryota; Metazoa; Arthropoda; Insecta; Diptera; Cecidomyiidae. Gene Ontology annotation, molecular function: ethanolamine kinase activity. Gene Ontology annotation, cellular component: cytoplasm. Gene Ontology annotation, biological process: phosphatidylethanolamine biosynthetic process. The transcript is spliced from 6 exons. Bases 2632 to 3765 code for a protein of 377 amino acids. The record is from RefSeq and is a predicted model, not a curated record.
CAAAACGGUGUGAACGGGUGAGGAGUAAAGGAAAAAUUUGAAUAUUGAUCAAAAUGACGUCGUGUUUUUGCGUGUUUACAUACAUCCAAAGUGUUUUUUUUUGUUUUUGAUAUUUGCUUGAUUAUCAUUUCAAUUAUCAUGUGGUUUUGAAGGUGCAAAUUUGUAUCUAAAAAGGAUAACAAUCUCCCAUUCCCACCUUCUCUAUUCUUGGCAUUUUUUUUUCGGCAAGAAGAACGCAAAUUCGGAAAUAUAUAAACCGAUGCUGCUACUUUUGUAAUCAGUUCAAAGACUUACCAUUCCGUGAUUACUUCUUUGAAAGACUUUUAUUUUGUGUGUAAAAAUGUUGAAGUUGCUUUUCAUUGCGACAUUAAUUGUGUAUGCGGUAUCAAUUCCGCUGGACGAUAAUUCAAAUCCACCAAAGGAUGAUUCAAAAGAUUUGACGGACUUUAGCUCGGAUGGAACUGAUGACCACAAAUUUAGCAAACGCAACAGUCUUGCUGGCGCAGCACAUGCUUUGGCUGUGAAAUCCGAAGCAACAGAUGAUGAGAAUUCGAAAAAACCGAAACGUGACGUCGAUACUGACACAGAUCCCGAUCUAAAAAUCGACGAGCCUAGCAAAAGCGAUAGGAAAGUUCGUGAUGUUUCAAAAGAGAAAUCACCUCCGAAACCAGAGCGUGAAAGUCGAGAUACUACAAAUCAAAAGGAGCCGCCCAAGACAAAUCCACAUCGUGUUGCUCGUGAUAUAAUAAAAGAUAAAAAACCAAAACGUGAAGCACUAGACACACCCGACUCAAGUAAACCAAUUCCACAGCCACCAAAAUCAGCUCCAAAUCACAAACGGGACACUGGUGGAGACGAUCCAAAAAAGCACAUCGACGAUGACGAUGAUGACCAUAAACGUCUAUCUCGCUCCGCCGAACAAAAAGACAAAACUCCUGACCACAAACCCAAACGAGACACCAAUGAAGACGAUGGAACCAAUCAUAUUGACAAAAACGAUAGCAAAACUCAACGGAAAGUUCGCUCAGCGGAUGAAAAAAAGAAAACACCCGAGUCAAAAACCAAACGUGAUACGGGAAGAGAUGAUCCAAAAAAGCAUUUCGACAACGAUGACGACGACAAUGAUGAUCAUAAGCGCGUAUCUCGUGCAGCAGCUGAAGACAAAGAUAAAAGGCCUAAGCGUGAAACAACGGAGCCGAAGCCGGAUUCAAAAGACGCAAGGAAAAUACCUUUGUGGUGAAUCUAAUUCAAAGGGAAAGCAUUAAAUCACAACGGCAACGGAAUACUAUUCAGAGAAAACAAAUCCUCUCAAAUGCUAAUAUACAGUAGUUUUUAGUGAUAAAAUUGUUAUUUCGAUCGAGCUAUACAUACAUAUGAUGGAAUAAAAUCGGUCACAUUUGCAACAGAAUCGUGUGCCUUUUUUUUCAUAUGGUGUGAUUGAGUGCAGUGAGAGAAUAGUUGCAAUACACUUGAAAUUAGGGCUCGGUCUCCUGCCAUAUCGUAUACAUGACAGUCAAAGCUGUGUGCACGUGUAUGUGUUCGCCCUACUGUCACAUAUCGUAUUCCAGCUGUCAACGUUUUGCCUGACAGCAACUCAAAUGAAAACGAGAAAUUCCAAUUUCAUAUUUGUUUUAAAUAAUCAUAGGUUCUGUUUUCUCUGCAGUUUUAAAUCUGGCAAUGGUUUUGUCUGGUUAUCCUUCAAAAGAAUUUUCGUAUGAAUUAUCAGUCAUUAUUGGUCAUCCGGUAUAAGGCAUCAACUUAGGCCGUGUACACGAGUUUCAAUUUCGAGUCAUUUAAGAGGUGAAUUGAAAGAGUGCAUUUUAUUAUUGUUGCAAUGUUUCUUGUGAUUUAUUUUUGAAACCCAAACAACAAAAACACACAAACAUAUCCAAUACAUCUGCUAUAGAUCUUAAUUCUCAUGCUUUAAAUGGCAAUAAACUACCAAAUUGAGUUGUGUCGCACGCGACCACAGAAAAUUGCGGUCGCUCUUGAAUACAUGCAAAAAGCGUAUGAAUAAUGACAAAAACAAAAACGACAAUAUGCAAAACACCACUCAUUUGAGCAAUACACAGCUGCGGAUUCCCAUUGAAUUAACAGCAACCGAAGAGAAGAGAGAGAGAAUAAAAAAAACACACUUAGUCCACACGGACAACAGCUAAUAUUAGACAAGUAAACAACACAUAGAAAUAAACAACUAAACAAAAACCACACUUGUCUCCUCCUUAGAGUUGUAAUAACAGAAGAAGAAAAAACACUACGGCAUCGAACAUGACUAUGAGUUAACAUUGAAACGAAACGACUUUAAUUCACUUCGAUUCGUCAGUUCGAACAGAUCAGAUUUAUCAUUUUUUACGCUAUUUACUUCACUUUGUUAUCAGUGAAGCGAGAAGAAAAAAACAUUCCAUAAUCGCUGAUUUCGCUCCAUGUUCUACGGUUUUUGUUGCUUCAUGUUUAAUCUUGACACGAGAUUCGUCGCAAAUUGAUUAAUAUUGUUGCAUUGCAUUGGGUGCAUUGAACACAUAAACGUAUACCUGCCUCCAAAAAUUGUGUGUACUCAAAGCAAUAAAAAGAAUAAAAUACCAAAUUCAUUGAUUACUGAAAAUUGUAUUCGUGUGUAAAUUCCAAUAUAGAAUGUGUUCUGAUCAAAAUCAUAUAACCGGAUCAAUUUCAAAUCAUCUUGAAAAUGGUCAAAAUGAUCCGAUUUGCGUUGCAGUUACUAUCGAUAUCAAUGACAUUUCCGACGGUGCAUUGAAAGUGUUAAAACAAAUUAAACCAUUUUGGCCAAUAAACAAUGUUCAAUUCAAGAUUUUUACAAACGGCACAACAAACAAACUUAUUGGCUGUUGCAUCCCAAAGCACAAUAAUAACGACGAAAUUCCGCUCGGAGGUGAGGAUAACUUAAAUCGCUAUGAAGUGAUUUUAAUCCGUAUUUACGGCAAAAAUACGGAAGUAUUAAUUGAUCGGCAGAAGGAGGUAGAAAAUUUUAAGUCAUUACAUAGAUAUGGUUUUGCACCAAAAUUACUGGCAACAUUCAACAAUGGUCUGGCCUAUGAAUAUACCGAUGGAAAACCGUUGAGCAAAUCCGAUGUUUAUGAUGAGCAAAUAUGGCGGAAAAUUGCACAGCGAAUGGCCGAAAUGCACAGGGAUAUCGAUUGCGUACCGCUGAAUGAACCGGUGCUUUGGAAGAAGAUCAAUAAAUUUUUCGACCUAAUUCCCACCAAAUAUUCCAAUCCAGUCACACAACAAAGACGAGAAGAGCUGCUGCCACCCAUUCAUGAAAUUCGAGCCGAAUUCAAUCGAUUGUAUGCGGUCGUAAGUAAAAUUAAGAGCCCAGUUGUAUUUGCUCAUAAUGAUUUGUUGCUAGGGAACAUUUUGUACGAUACAUCGGCCGAAAUAGUCACAUUCAUCGACUAUGAGUAUGCGGAUUACAAUUUUCAAGCAUUUGAGAUUGGUAAUCAUUUCACCGAAUUUGCCGGUAUGACCGAUAUUGACUACACUCUUUACCCGCCAAAAGAGUACCAAUUGGAUUGGCUUCGUGAGUAUCUGACACACUACCAUAAGCACGAUUCAAGCGUUGUCACCGACGAGUAUGUCCAUCAACUGUACGCCGAUGUCAACAAAUUCGCUUUGGUUGCACACUUUUUCUGGUUGAUUUGGGGCCAUAUACAAGCUGAACACUCAGAAAUUGACUACGAUUUCUUAGAAUUCGCCAGCCUAAGAUAUAAUGAGUAUUUAGCAAAACGAGAUGCAUUUUUGUCCUUAUGAUUUCGUCCGUAUUUUCUAUUUACGUCAACACAUUGUGGACUAGCUGGAAUGGCAGCAGAUUUGAACCCGUGAGCAUAAAAACGACUUAUUAAAUAAUCGCCGAACAAAACGUACCACAGCGGUAAUGUGUAGCACAGCGGAGUUUCGUUUUGAACGGUACCGUCCUGCUGUGUUAUGUUUUUAACGUGUGUUUUGUUUGGUAGUUUUUUCUUGUAUCGUUUUGUUCGGCGAUUGUUUAAUAAGUCGUUUUUAUGCUCACGGGUUCAUUUUACUUAUUGUUUUCCCAAAAUAAUACAAAUCACGGGCUAAGAGCUCAGGUGCCAAUGAAAAAAGUCAUUAGAAGUUUAAAAGGUCCAUUCAAUGAGUUGGCCCAAACGCUUACCUUUCCAUUCACACUAGCAAUAGUCGGCAUGUAAAAUAAAUUGCAAUAAUGUUAUUUUUUGGCUAAAAUGAAAAUUUUUGAAUAUAAAGUGUUUUAAACUAAGA